Rodentolepis nana is the source of this 1240-nucleotide messenger RNA. The record is from the annotation of a GenBank genome assembly. Lineage: Eukaryota; Metazoa; Platyhelminthes; Cestoda; Cyclophyllidea; Hymenolepididae.
GAAUCACAGUUCCCUGUUAACAGAUGAUGAGAAUCAAAAGAUAUUGAGCUAUCUUCAUCCUCAUCGAAUUGCUCGUAUUAUUACGGUAUUGAGAAUCUACAAACCGGAUUCUAGCGGGAGCUUAUGGCUUAAACAUCAUGCUGGUGUGGCCACAAUUGAACGCGAUAAUUCAAAAUACUACAUUCGUCUCUAUGACAUUGAAAAGAUGUCUCAACUUUUUGAACAACAAAUAUUCAUCCAAAUGGAAUACACACAACACAGUUCCACAAUAGCGACUUUUAAAGGAGACGAGUGCCCAAUAUUAAUGUCUUUCUCUUCAGCUCAAGAGGGGACGGAAUUUCAGAAAGUUCUCAAUAAUCUCAUUAACCGAUUUAUCAAGCAUACAAAUGAGAUAUCACGAACAACUACAACAUUGAAUGGUAACGCCACCACUGUACUAAAUAUGCCUCAAUCGGGACUCAAGACUGUUGGUCUUUCGGGCACAGCUGCUAACGCCUCUGCGGUGCACACUUCAAAACUCUGGAACACCUUUAGUAGCGUCCGUAAAAAGAAGACGAACAAAUCGGAUUUGAUAAGCAAUCCCUUCGGAUUUCAGCAUUUGCAGCACUUGGGAUUCGACAAGGAGACCCAGCAAUUCGAUGCGGUGGGAAUGCAAGAUGAUCUCUUCCGCUCAUUUCUUGAACUCGGUGGUCUCAGUGAACAAGUGAAAACAGACUCCCAAAAGGAGUUCGCCAUCAACUUCAUCAAGGAGAGGGUCGGCAUUGAUGAAUUUACAAAAGCAAUGAGGCAUCAAAAGCCGUCGCGACCAGCUCCACCUCCACCACCGUGCACAGACUUUAAUAAAAGACCUCAGCAACCUGUAGCAGCUCCGCGCGGGUUUCCUCGGAAGCCCUCCGGCCCCCCUCCUCCUCCUCCAGGUGGGUUACCGUCUGCGCCGAGGAAUCCUCCACCACCACCACCUUCGAGACCUGGGAUGCCGCAACAGUCAGGAGACAUCGUGGACUCUGUAGCUCCACCACCACCACCACCCCCUCCACCACCAUCCGCCCCCACUGUCAUUUCUCUGAGUUCCGGAGAUGGCUCUUCGUCGGCACCCAAACCUCCCAUUGCCGCUAUUCCUAUGUCCGUGGGCGACGAAAUUCGCGCUUUUAACAAGAACAAUCUCAAAAGCGUGAGUGUCUGUUUUGUUUGUAGUCAAGGCAUCAAGUUUGUCAUCGAUUUGCAUUAUCCGCUAAUAUAA